GUCGGCCAAUGUUUGGUGCAAGUGUUUGUUCCUGUGAUUGCAAACUGCAUGAUCAUGACACAGCCGGACAAGCAGCGGCAGCAGCGGCAGCAGCAGCAGUACAGCCCGGCGUAGCGGCGCACGUGAAGGUCGGUCCGGACCUCAGCGUUAUCUGCCGCGGCGUUUUAUCUUGCUUGUGUCGUGAUGCUGGAGCCCCAGCCUCCUUAAGGCGAACCCCGGCGACGACCACGGCCACGAGGGGCUCCUGGCGCCGAGUUGCGAUGAGUGAGCGAACAAUGAAGGCUGCGGACCCUUACUGUGUGUCGGGUAUCGCAGCGAGGUCCGGCAGGCUGGCUGGUGGGUCUUGGCGGGAGGCGUGGACGUCUCGGAUGGUAUAAGCUACAGGGGCCGGGGAGAUAAGGAGAUAAGUGAGGUCGAGGGGCCGCGUGUGUAUCAGCGGCGGUGGUCAAGUGGUCAGCCAAGACAGCGGCGCACCAGUCCCUGCCGCGGCUGUGUAGGAGUCGCUCAAGACACGACGGCUGCUGCGUGUUGCUUUUGUCUCGCGAGGAACGUUUUGCAGGAUUCAGUGGUACCGCCUGAAGGCUGGGUGUCCUUAGAAAGCGUCGCGGGGUUUGCUGAGCCUUACAUGGCCUGAGGGAAGGAGCGACGCCCCCUUCCACCCCCGCCCCCCUCGUCAUCAUGGCCAGACCCACGGUGUGGCUGGCGCUGCUCCUCGCCACGUAUGUGUCCAGGACCGAGAGCCUGACGUGUGGGUCCAAUGAGUUCACCUGCCAGUCUGGGGACGAGUGUUACCCCGAGGAUUACGUGUGUGACGAUUUCCCGGACUGCGAGGACAAGUCGGACGAGGAACCCAUCUAUGACUGUAAGGCAUUUUUAGCGAAGGAUGAGCAGGAGGAGGCGGAGGUGCAGGACAUUGGCGGAGGAGUGGACGCCGGCGAGCCUGCUGAGGAGCCCGACCAGGAGGUAUCAGUGCCCGUGGAGCCUCCCGAGCAGUGUGCCCUCAGGAAGUGUGAAGCGGGUCGCAAAUUCAAGCUCGCGGACGGCCAAACCCUCUACUACACCUACGAGACCCUUACUGUUACCCAGCUCGCCGGCGCCGCUCCCUCCAACACCUCGCUCGCCAUCCGUGCAAACCUUGCCUUCACCGUCCUCACCGCCUGCGAGAUUGAGCUGAAGGUGCAAAACGUGGUGGUGGAGACGACGCGGAGUGACAGCGGUGGGCGUCUUGAGAACGUGGAGGACAACGCCUUCGUAUCCGCCGUCACCAAGAACCCAUUGAGAUUUGCGUACCAUGACGGGCUGGUGGAGGAGCUGUGUCCCGCCCCCGACGAGGACCCCAACGCCCUCAACUUCAAGCGGGCGGCUGUGUCCCUCCUGCAGAACACCAUGCCGCGUCUCGACCUGGAACACCGCACCACCGAGAGGGACGUGGUUGGUCACUGCAAGGUGGACUAUCAGGUGGAGGGAGUGGCCGGGAAGAGCUUACUGCUGAAGAAGACGCGUGACAUCCCCUCCUGUACCGCCCGCUCCUCCACCACCUCCUUCAUCAAGGGCGUCGAGUAUGACUUCGUGGGGGGCAUCCACACCCCUCCCCUGCUGGACACGAGUAGCGAGUGCAUGCAGGAGGUGGCCGAGGGGCGCGUCCAAGUUUCCAGCUGCAUUGAGGUCCACCGCCUGACGCCCUUCAGCUCGGAGCACGGCGGCGUCAUCACCACCGUCACGCAGAACCUCAACUUCACCCACCGAUCCUUCUCCUCCGCCAAGAUGGGCAGUGUCCACAGCCGCACCAACCUCCUGUACGACUACCACACCCACGGCCACGACGACGACGGGGCCACUGACGAAGGGGCAGCCGAUGCUCAAUUCUGGCGGGCGCACUCCACGCAGAUCCUCGACAAGAUUGCGGAGAACAAGCAGAGAGACGGCGAAGGUGUGGCCACGGACGCCCCUCGCCUCUUCCUGGAGCUGGUUCAGACACUGCGUCACCUCAGCUACACCGAACUGUGGGCCAUCAGCGAGGAGAGGGACUGGGGGCUCGAGCGGUCCGUGUUCAAUGACGCCCUUCCGAUGCUGGGUACGGGCGGCGGCGUGGGCGUCAUGCGUGAUCUCAUGACGCAAGACCACAACAAUAUCCUUACCAACACCUGGCUCACCUCGCUCUCCUUCAUCCCCAGACCCGACCUGGACACCAUCAUCCAGGCGGCGCCGCUGCUGGAGGUGGAGAAUGUACACGCUGACGCCUUCCUGGGUGUCGGCUCCCUGGUACAAGCAUACUGCCGCGACCACCCGACCUGUACCGACGCGCCGCCCGUCCUCAGGGUUAUGGACACACUCAAGGGCUUCAUCGAGGACUCUUGUCGCCGGCAGACCUCGGAAGAGAAGAUCCAGGUUCUGAUGGCACUGAAGGGGAUCGGAAACGCGGGCCUGGCUGUUACGGAGGCGAUCCCUGAGAGCCUGACGCAGUGCUUCUUCGACGAGACCAACGAAAACGAGAUUAGGUUGGGCGCUAUCACGGCCUUCAGGCGAUUCCCUUGCGAGGUCUCGAGACUCCCGCUGCUAAGGCUCUUCAAGGACCACACUCAAGACUCCGAACUGCGCAUCGCCGCCUACCUCGAACUCAUGCGUUGCCCAGACUUCCAGGUGGUGAGGGUGGUGAAGGAGGCGCUGCUCAACGAGGAGGUCAACCAAGUUGGCUCCUUCGUGUGGACGCACCUCGAGAACCUGCAGGAGAGUAGCUUGCCCUCGCGCGCGCACCUGCAGGGCCUCAUCUCCAACGAAGCCAUCGCCUCCAAGUUCUCGCCCGACGUCAGGAAGUUCUCAAGAAACGUGGAGCUUUCUGGGUUCUACGACCUGCUCAAUGCCGGCGCCAACGUGGACGCCAACGUUGUGUUCUCCCAGGAGUCUUACGUCCCACGCUCAGCGACCUUCAACUUCACCACGGACCUCUUCGGCCACUCCCUCAACCUUCUCGAGAUCGGCGCCAGGAUCGAGGGAUGGGACCGCGAGCUGGAUUCCCUGUUCUUCCGCUCUCCUCAAGGCCCUGAAGACCCUCCGCUGCCCAACCCGAAGCUCCGGGAGAUCAUAUCGAGAACCGGGAGGAAGCAGAAACACAUGGGGAAGGAGGCUGAGAUCUCUUUCCACAUGAAGACCUUUGGCAAUGAGAUGUAUUACCGCCACCUGCACGGCCUUCAGGAGGUGGUUCGCGCCCUCAACACGCUCAACCCGGCGGAGAGGAUACGAAGACUCAACAGUGGAGAGGACAUUAACCUUCAGAAGUCCUGGCUGGCCGUCGAGUCCGCCUACAUUAUCCCAACCACCGCCGGGAUGCCGCUCAACCUCAGUGUCACCGCCAGCGUGGCCCUCGACCUGCACGCCAGCGGCAAGAUCGACAUAUUCAACAUUCUACAGGGUCACGGCGGCAUCAGCGGAAGACUCAAGCCUAGCGUCGGGGUGGAAGUGGUGGGCUCCAUGAUAGUAGACGGUCACGUGGCGCAGUCCGGGGCCCAGCUGGUGUUCCUGCACUCCUCCACGGUGGUCGAGGGAAGGUUCGACGUCAACGGCUCCGAGCUUGUGCGGGUGGACCUGACCAUGCCGAGGGACAAGAUGGACAUCGUCAAUAUAUCGUCGAGUCUGGUGCUCAUUCACGGGUCGGCCGAGGCAGCGGUGCAGAGGUCCCGCGAGGAGCUGGAUGGCGUGACUAGUGACCGCAUGGAGCUGGUCGGGUGCUCAGGCUACCAGGACACGUUGGGGGCGAAGCUGUGUUGGAAUGUGCAGUACCCAAAUGCCUCCCGCGUGCCCGAGAGCCCCUUCUUCCCGCUGACAGGCCCCGCGCAGCUGCAAGUAGCUCUCCAUAAGACGGACCCGACACUCACCACCUACCAGAUUCGGUACACGUGGGAGAGGCGAGAGCUGUACCGUACCUUCCUGCUGUCAGUGAACACGCCGGGCACAGCAACGCCUCGGGAACACAGCAUCAGCUACAACGUCAACUUCGGGUCCCAGAACAUAUACCUUGACCUGCACUCCCCCCAGGCCAACGUGUCCGCGAGAGGUCGGUACGUGGAUGGCGACAGGGAGCGAAGGGCAGACCUCAGCAUCGACCUCAAUGGGCGGGAGGUUGCGACGCUGACGGCCGGCCUCUCCGCCCACAGCAAGCAGGGCAGAAACGUGUUCAGGCCCAUCUUCACCGUCACCUACCGCGGCCAGGAUGCCAUCAAGGUCACAGGCAUGGUGGACCGGCGCCUGAACAGCAACACAGAGCUGCUGGAGGUGGACUUGCAGGUGAAGUGUAUGUUGCCCAGAGAGAAUGGCGGCUGGACGAUGGCCGCCGGCACCGUCAAGGGCGACAUGACCUUCAGUGAGGGGGAGUUGACCGGCAGGUUGGAGGCUCUCUACAGACCGUCGGAGUCAUCACCAGAGGAGAGCAUCAAAACAGAAUACCGGUGGGCCAAGUCACUCUCAGCCGCCUCGGACAUCAAGACGGAACUCAGUGUCCGAUUCUUCUUCUCACAGUUUCCAAAUAUCAACUUUGAGGGGCAGCUGCUGAGAAGGGUACAUUUUGGGACAAGGGAAAACAGCAUACAGCUUAACUUUGGAGAGAACUUUGAGGAUACAAAUUACCGUGUUGAUAUCUACGAGGCCUUCACCUACCACAAGACUGACACCUCCACGACCUUCAACUUCACCACCAGUGUUAAGCAACGUGUACGAAACCUCGACUUAAAGUUCGGAGCAGAUUGGUACCGAGACAAAUACGUCCACAACACGGGGGUCCUCAUCCAGUACGCCACAAAUCGCCAGAUUGAGUCACGGCUGCACAUGGAAUGGAAACCCCUUGGACUGACGGACACAGAAGGCUCCUGGUUCCUGAAGAUUCCCGGCAGAGUUGACUUGGAAGUUGAGGGUCACGUUAAGGAAAGCGUUGCAAAAAAGUAUACGUUUGAAGUUGAAAUCAAGUCUGGACAAAACUGGCGACUAGAAGCAAGUGGCACAUACAAUGACCACUCAACCCUUCUGGAGCAGCUGCACAACCUCCAGCUGGACCUGAGCCUCCCCUCCUACGGCCUCACCAGGAUCAACAUGACCGUCCACUCCAACAGCAAGAUAAUGAGCCUUAACACACACGUCUUGACAAAUGACGGGAUGAAGUACGAAGUGAUGAUCGCCUAUGAGCAGAAGAUGGACCACAUGCAGGCACAAGAACACAUCCUGCACCUAGAGCUCCACAUGCCCAACAAGCUCUACAUCCUCAACACCGCCAUCAGCCUCGGCACGGUCAUCACCUUCACAAGCGAACUCCACCUCGACAGACACCGGGACAUCCACAUGAGUCUGACGGCAGAUAUUCUACAGCCAAGAAAGACUGGUCUGCAGGUCCUCUUAAAAUGGGAUGCUAACAGGGACCCUAAUCAGAAGAUGCUGAUCGAGGCACUCUACGCCAAUCCAAAUGACCGAGUGUCCAACUUCACCCUGAAUGGCCUCAUGUUCUUCCUGGGCCAGCAGUAUCGAGUCAACUGGAUGACUGAGAGGAGAUUUGAAUACAUCGAGAGCGACAUGAUUUGGGAGAACAGGAACGAAGGAGCAUUCAGCUGGAUGGAACAAAACGGCCACCAGCAAGAAAUCGCAGCCAACAUGACCAUACGCUUCAGACGUGGCGACACUGCUGAGCUGUACGGCAUGUUUGACCUGGCCACGCCCUUCCCUCACUGGAACAAGAACUUCCUGGAAAUAAAAUACUUCCGAAAUGCAGAUCAGAUAGAGGGCAAGCUGAAGGCAAACUGGCAUGAGGGAGAGUACAUCGACCUGCACCUCAACGCCCAAAAGCAGAUCCAAGGCAGCAACUUUAGAAUAGAAACGAGAGUGGACGUGAACUCCUCCUUUGAAGGCCUCGUCAGUGCCAGUACUGGAGUUUGGGUUGAGAAGAAACUCGGUGUCAUUGACUCAAACUUUUAUAUACAGUGGGACAGGGAUAGACUGGAGGUCACACUUGAAGGGAAGGACGACAGCGUGGGAAUGGAGACGAGAUACUCACUGUUUGGACAAAUCCUCACCACUAUUGAAGGCUACCGAGAAAUGUCCUCAGCCCUUGACCUGAUCGUUGGGCCGAGCAGCACCGACGUCCAUGCCACUGCAAAAUGGGAGGGACAUUUUUAUAAGGUCACAUUAAGUGGUACCACGUAUAACAGCCUGGAGUACCUUCAUGUGAGGGUUGACGUGGAGGAGCUUCACCAACAAAAGCAACUGGUGACAGCUUCUAUCCGAGUGUAUCACGACCCAACCACUCUGGAGGAAAAGCUUACGAUUGUCUUGAAGUGGCCUGAGGAAGAGGUUCACGUGGACGGCCAGGUGGUGACGCUGCCGCACCGGUUCAAGGCCGGCAUAGAGGUGGACACGACCUUCGAGGAGCUGGAGCGGGCAGUCAUUGUCAUUGGCUUCACUAAGGACUCCAUCAUGAAGACUGAGGCCAGGAUUCAGUGGAACGACAAUGUUGAUGCAGGGUUUGAGCUUCUGGGCCAGGUGACGUCCCUCUCAGACUUCACCAUAAGCUGCACCCUCCUCACACCUUUCUCAGGGUUAAAGGUCGUAAAGGGUGAACUGAGGAACCUCUUCAAGCUGCAGCCAGAAGUCCGUGUCCACUCCAGGGUCUACGGACAGUUGGGAGAGAAGAAGUAUGGGCUUGGGGCGCGCUACGAACAGGGUCAGUUGCCUCGUCUGCGUGUGGCCCUGGAGCUGUACACCCCACUGCCCGAGCUCCACACUGUCUUCCUCGACCUAUGUGAUAACUCCACUGCUACGGAUGUGAAAUAUGACCUCACCAUGAAGUACGGGCCCACCAAACACCUCGGGAUUAACGUGGAUAUGAAGAAAACAACUGAAGGGGUGGAGGGGCAGGCAAUGGCCACCUUACCUCUGCAUUCUCUUGGUGAGCACUUGGAGGACGCCACCCUCAAGGCCUCGGGGAGCUUCUUCUGGACGCCUGAACCAAAGCUGGACCUCACCUUGCUCUCCCAGUCCUCCACUCUCACCAAGGUGGAGGUGAAGGCCACCUUUCAACAAGAGGAAGAGGGGAAGCUGCAGUUAACCCUUACAACACCAGUGAGGGGUUAUGAGAGCCUGGACCUGGCCAUUGAGUAUCGUCUUCCCAUUGAUGAGCGGACCGGAUACUUUGAUGGACGACUGAACACCCCGCUCAACACUGUGUUCCACCUGACUGGCACAGGAACAACCAAGGACUUAUCAGGAUCAUUUGCAACACCAUAUGAGCCUUUCAGAAACGGGACAUUCGUGUGGAGGAUGACAGCUCUUGACGUUGUAAAGUCUCGUUUGGUGGCAAAGUUUGGAUGGGAGGAGAAAAACAUUGCCCUUGAUGCUUCAGUCAAAUUCCAGCAGCAGUUUAUUCAGAUGUUGGAAGGAACGCUGGAGACCCCUUGGGAAGAUUUGGGUCAUUCGAGCAUUCGCCUCGUGGGUCAGCCCCAAGAGGGAGGCUACAAGAACCAGGUGGUACUGCGCGGCGUGGGGACCACCUACCGCGGACACCUCUUCUGGAAAUACCGCGAGGAGAAUGACUGGGAGGUGGACAUAGAGGUUGAGCCGGAAGACAGAGGACACGGAGGAAGAUACACGCUACAGAUGGCACUGACCAACCUGGAGCGUCGGCCCUUCAAGCUGGCUCUCCACAUGAGCACACCGCACCAAGGCUUCCGGAACUUUGAUUUUGACUUGCUGCUCCAGCGGUCACGGGCACCCUACAGCAUACAGGUUGGAUGGGACUUCCCUGUGGGUGCUGGCAGUAUUGAAAUUGACCUCACUCAGAUCUCCCUGAAUAAGGUGGAGGGAAAGGUGUCCCUGGUGCUGGGGAGGCAACAGGGCGCACACACCUCCUACACGGUGGAUCUCAACCUCUCCAGCGACUCAACACAGGACUUGAUUGAUGUUGGAGGAAGUUUUGAGUUCAAGAGCAAUCAUGACUAUUGGGACCACCUUGUGUUGAGAGGGAAAGUACGGCAGAUCACAUCCGACCCGGGAGAGCUGAGUCUGUACCUGCUGUGGCCGAGGCUUGACCCCAUCACCUUCACUGCACGCGCCGAGCACCAGGACACAGGCCACCACCUCAUCAUCAAGCCGCUCAUCUCCUUGAACCUUACCAGGGCUCACUACAGCUUUGAUGGAGAGAUGCUCAAGCAAGGUCAGCAUCUCAACCUGACAGGAAAGCUGGACUGGGAGCGAGAGACAUCCGGGCCCCAGCAGGUGGUUCUUCACGCCAGCCUGGUGUCCAACCAAGGCACUGUGACAGGCCACAUGACAUUCAGCCUGCCCAUGGUGGAGGGCUGGGAGAACAACAAGGCAGACCUGUUUUAUGAGACCCGAGAGGAGAGACAUUGGUUCAAAUCAUCUAUGGUGACCGGGUCAGAGGUCACAACAGUCUCAGGCAACAUGUUAGCUCGAGGGUUCCCAGCCACCGAGGGCACCGUCACGAUCACCUCCACCAUGAAGUGGGAGAAUGAGCCGCUAACCUUUAACUUCAAGCAGGAUCUCAGCGACAUUGGUUACGAUGGGGACUACUACCUUGAGUGGCCCACCCGAGCCAACCACACCCUGCCCUGGAAGAGGAACCCUGUGCAGGCCUCCCUCAAGCACCGGUUCCUGGAGGCCGGCCAUCGCGGGACCUUCCACAUCACCUCAAACUUCACCAAAAAUAAGCCUGUUGAGAUUGAUUAUGGAUUUAAGUUCCCAGCAACGGGUGAUGUGACGGUGGAGCUCGGGGCCGCCUAUGUAGCCUUCAAGGUCAAGGUGAAGGUGGAUCGUGUCACGGCAGUGCUGGCGGAAAAUGUGGUCAAGCAGCGAACAUCCUUUGAGUUCAUAAACAUCUUGUGGCCCUUCGGUGUGGCCUCAACCAAGGAAACCAACCUGAAAAGUGAUACAGAGGUGGAGACAACGAGGACGCUGGAGCUGUAUGACCUGGACGAUGUGUCACGCCGCAUCACUCUCACGCUGAUCCGCAACACAGCGCAGGCCAGCAGGAACUCUGUGAUCAAAGUGAAAGCCUUUGGGCGGGAGAUUUUUGUCAACAUGGGCUACGACCUCACUCCCGGAAACUUCAUCAUCAGCUUUUUCAUCACGUGGGCCGAGAACAGGAAGAUUGAGUUUGAUUUUAGCUGGAGGGAUGUAUCAAAGGGGUUUUCGAAGGAGCACAUCCUGAAGGGGAAGUUUUCGCAGCCCUUCCGGACGGUACUUCUGGAUGGGUACUACAUGAGGAAUGCCAAAAAUAUCACCGCCUUUGUAAAAUUCAACUGGAAUGGUACUAAUCCAAGUGACGGAGAAGUAGCAAUAGGACGACUGCAAUGGACUGAUGAAGGAACCUGGAACACAAAAACUUACAAGGCGUUAGUCAGCUUUUCGCACCCGCAGCUGGAAAAGGACAUUGGGAUCAGAGGAGAGUAUCGUCGGAACAGCCUCGAGGAACUGACUCUUGAUGGACAGUUGGAGUACUCGCCAGACCCCCAGAAGGACUUGAGGCUGGAGGUGGCGCUGCUCAGAGAUAAGAGCCGCCAGGAUGCUGUGGUCAUCAACGAGAAGGCUGUGCUCACCCAUCCUGCUACCAAUCUGACUCUGAAGACCAAUGGGAGCCUGGCAGUGAACAAAGUGAGGUGUGCGCUGGAGCAAGACUUCCUCUACACCAGCGAGUCCAGCCACCCUCACUCGGCACACCUGGUCAGCAGCAUCGACCUGGUCCAGAAGACACUCCAAGUCACGCUGGAGACCUGGAGGAAGCUGCUGGACGUGCUGGUGGAGGUGAAUCAGCAAAGUGACAGUCAGUGGAGUGUUGCCACCACGCGGUACCCCGGCCAGGAGACGCCGCUCCUCACCUUCGUGGAGCUCCACCCGUCACACAAAAUCAUCACCGUAACGUUUGACAACCUCCUCUCCAAUGACACGACGUAUGAAGCCGACUUUCCAAGAUACAUAGCGGAGCAAGUGAUUGUCGAGGGUGGUCUUGAGGACCUCCGUAACGUCAGGUUCUCCAUGAAGCAUUUACGCCCCAGCUGGCUGAGCAGCGGUCAGCAGCAGCAACAGCAGCAGCCAGUGUGGGUUCAAGAUGCAAAUUUCUUCUUCCGCCUCAACAACUCUCGACUCCUCACAUCUCGCUUUGACUGGAGGCCAGAGAUCAAAGAAGAGUUGAUGAAUGAGAUUGGUGAAGCCAUUGGGGCUUCACAUGACUUACGAAGAACCACAAAAGAGUGGCUUCGGGUAACCUUGCAAAAUGUAGGAAGGGAAUCAGUUUCCAGGGCCAAACCAAUUCUGGAAGACAUGGUUGAGUAUAUUAAGCCUGUUAUCUUUGACUUCAGAAAAGAGUCAGGAGAGUUUGUCUCGGAUAUGUGGCAACUCUACAACAGCAUCAACUCAACCGCCCUGGAGCUGAGGAUGCGGGAGUCGGUGCAGUUCAUCGUCCCAACCAUCCUCAAGGCCCUGCAGGAAAUCCCAGCGGUUCAGAGAGUGAAGGCAAGGCUGGCCAAGGGAGAGCUGCGAGGACAGCUUCGUGCGUAUGUGCAAAAGCUUCGAGACUUCCUCCAGGAUAUAAUCUCUGACCUGAAGGGAUCUGGCUUCAAGGAAAAGCUGAGGACUCUCUCAAUCCUGCUGGCUGAAAAAUAUGACCAGUAUGCAAAACACUUGUACCUGCGAGCCAGGGAGUCCAUCCAGGCUUUCACCCAGCGCUUGGGAGAAUGGUUCUACGUCAAGUGGCGAGCCGUGUACAACAACUACAAGCCUCACAUCCUGCGGACAUUUGAUGACGUGGAGGCAAAUGCUUGGAAGUUAGCUGAAAACCUCAUUGGAUGGAUGAGGAGGCUUGGGUUUGAGAUCAAAUCCUCCUCCUAUUAUCAGCGAAUACAAGAACUCGUCACCUACUUGGAGAAAAUUUAUAAGGACUUUUCUGAAAAGUCCAAGCGAGAGAAUUUGGAGGAGUAUUACACAAUGCUGGUUGAGAAGGUGAAGACGGGAGUAAAGGCUUUCCUAGACCUGGUGGCGCCAUUCAUGGAAGACUGGGGUGGAGAGCUUGAGAAAGCUUGGAACUCUCUCAUGCAGUUUGCACCGGCCCGGAGGCUGAAGGAGGCCGUGGUUGUGGCCAUCAAUAAGGUCAUCUGGACGGUGAAGUAUGUGGACGUCAGUGGCCAGCUGAUGGAUGCCACGGCCUUCCUCCUGGAGCACGGCUGGACCAUCUUCACCCAGACCGGUGUUGAGGUCUCUCAGAAGUACAUCAGGGCCAAGACUAUGUUCAGGUGUUCACCAGAGAAGGGAGAGUUGGAGAUGGUCCAGAAGCUGCCUCUGGACUGGCAUGCAUUUGACCACAGACCCAGCUGGAAGGACCUGCCUGAGUACAGCAGAGUGGCGAGGGUGUUCAACUUCUUUUCCUCCUCCUCCAAUGCCACUUUGCUCAAGUUUUGGCACAAGAUGAUCAGGCUGCGCUUCUCCCCUGACAAUUUCCUCCCACCAUUCAGAGCCACCGGAUACAUGAUUGGAGAGCAGCACUUCAUCACCUUCGACCAGCGGCACUUUGAGUACAAGGGGCGGUGCCAGCACCUCCUCGUGGCGGACAUGGUGGGGGGCCAGUGGGCCGUGUCGGUCAACUACCACCACCACUCCUCCCGCACCAUCAUCAUAUAUGUUCACGACACAUACAUUGAGAUAGCAAAGGAUUUCAGAGUCUCCGUGAAUGGUCAGGCCACAGAGCUGCCAGUCAGUGUUUCGUCUGUCUCCGUGCACCGCAGUCUUCAUGCUCUCCACGUGGUCAGUCACCUCUAUGGCUUCGGAGUGAACUGGAACCUUGCCCAGGAUGUGACAAGCAUAACCCUUCAUGGCUCAUACUUUGGGAGGACGGGAGGACUUCUGGGCCUGUACAAUUAUGAGCCCUACGAUGACUUCCAGCUCCCUAGUGGAGAGUUAACAGAUGACGGGACGCUGAUGGCGGAGAGUUGGGAUGUCAGUCGUGGCCAGUGUUUGUCCUCCGGUAACAUUGGACGGCUGCCCUCAAAGGUUCCUGUUGAGGCCUGCACACACCUGUUCCAGAGCACAGGAUCUCCUCUGAAAGGCUGCUUCUCAGAGGUAGAUUCCAAACCAUACAUGGACAUGUGUCAGGUGGACUCCCGGACACAGGCGCCCACGGAGCGCAACACUUGCAACGCUGCCGCUGGAUACAGGGAGGCCUGCUCCGCCAACAGCAUCCCCAUCAAGAUUCCUUCAUACUGUGUCCAGUGUGAGUACGUGAACAACGACAUGCAGCGCUUCACCCUGGAGGAAGGCGUGCCGAUCGUGUUGCAGGAAAAUGCCAUCCUCAAAUCCACUGAUGUUGUCAUUAUCCUUGAGGCUCAACACUGCAACUCAAUCCUUGCUGAGAAAAAGCCAAUCAAUCGCUUUGCCACCUUCAUCAAGGAACUGAAUGAAGAACUAGUCAGCAGCGGCCUUCAUCAUAUAAGGUAUGCCAUGGUGGUGUAUGGGGGAGAGGCACCCUUCUCCAUGCCAGUGGUUGCAACCGUCGACAACCAGAUCUUCACUGAUGCCAGCAACAUUGACAAGGCUCUACAGCAUGUUACAUUCAUGCCUGAAGACUACAGUGAAGACAGUUUCAACUCCUUUGAUGCAUUCUUGGCCUACUCAUUCGCUGCGAGCCUCAACUUCCGGGCCGGAGUCACCAUCACCUUCAUCCACUUCCCCUGCCAGUCCUGCCUGCCACUCAUCCCCUCGAUGGAGUACAGCACCAUGUACCACAUCCUGCUGGAGUACUCCGUCACCCUGCACGUCUUCAAUCAAGAACUCUUUGACAUUCCAAAAGCCAGAGAGAAAAAGAAGUUAUUAGGUAUUGAUCGGGACCUGGCCUACACGGUGAAGGACACGCGGUCAUCGGGUCUGAGGGGAGACCGAGCACUCAAGUCCCAAGUGCCGGUACCCAAAGACAAGCUGGGAUUCUGUGCACCUCUGGCUCACCAGACCAAUGGCACAAUCUUUACAUCUGCUGCCCUUGUCUCGCCAAAAAGACAGUCAUCGAGGCCCAACAGGAUCAAGAAGAAGAUUCAGAAACUUGCCAUUGUGUUUGGCAGACGCAUGGCCGCAACCGCCUACCCCCAGGAAAAGAAGAGAUGUGUUUGCAUUCCAAGGGAGCCAGAGGGCGGUGGUAUUAUUGAGUGUGACAACUGGGGCAGUGGACCUCUUGCUAUUCUGAGAGACUAUGGUUAUGACACUGACAUCUCCUUCUCACCUGAGACCAACAGUCGGGAAGCCGGGUCCUGUGUGGAGCGUGGUCCUGAUGGCAUGUGUCUGCGGCCCAUGGACCACUGACAGGCUGUGUAGCUCCUCCCUCCACACCUGCUCAGCCGGGCGUGAAACUACCAACCACAACGGUCUUGCUGGCAGGCGACCAGCGCUGAGACGGUGCUGUGGCCGGACACACUCGGCACCGGUGAGAGGUUGUGUAGAGGACCACUAACCAAUGACUUAAGUCUAGUGUACGGCUUAGUCCUGUAGCUGAAGAGUUGUAUGAGGAUGACUUAAGAGCAGCAUAGUGGCAGCAUUAGUGUCAAAUUAUUUAUGAUAUAUGUUGAUCAGCUAUGCUGCUUUGUUGUCUGCAAUGCAUUCUAAUUUAUUACUAUUUGUUCAUGAUAGUCUAAGUAAUAAUCACAUCUCUCCCAAGUUGAUGUUGCAAAGUGUCAAGCAACUGGUGUUGCAGUUCAUUGCAAGACUUUGUCCAAGCCUCACUCAUGCCUCUCUGUAGAUACAGUAGUGUAAUGCAAACCUGCAUACUAAGUUUGUGUUGUUUGUACUAAUGUUAAUAUUUGUUAUAUUUUUAAUACUCAUUUAGAAUGAACAAUUAUUUUUGAAGUAUUUUAGCAUAUUCACAUUGGAUUAUUCAUAGUAAUAGAUCUCUACUUAAUGUCUGUGUAUUUAAAAGUAAAAUUAUCUUUUAAAUUGUGAAGUAGAAUAUGUAAGUAAAACUUAAAUUUUAA
Molecule: messenger RNA, 13994 nt
Organism: Eriocheir sinensis (Chinese mitten crab)
Lineage: Eukaryota; Metazoa; Arthropoda; Malacostraca; Decapoda; Varunidae
Biological process (GO): lipid transport
Molecular function (GO): lipid carrier activity; protein binding
Source: RefSeq, a predicted model, not a curated record